GUAAAAUCUAUUUCUCUCUAAUUUUGAUUUCCCCUCUCCCUAUUCCCCGCUGCUAUCAACCAUAUCUCGCCGGAGACACCGCCGUACAUCCGUACGCCGGUGCCUCUGUCGUCACUUGCAACACUUCCUCCGGCCAGCAUCACCGUUCAUCCCUUCGAAUCACAUAUCUAAUUGGGAGCUAUACGUGAUACUCAUCAAUGAAACAGAGAUUCCGAUUCUCUUUUCCCGUCACAGUAGUGAUCGCGGCCAUCAUCUACAUAUAUGUAUCUACUGUAUUAGUCUUCGUUGACCAAUGGUUCGGUCUAUCUUCUUCCCCUGGGAUUAUCAACGCUGUCGCUUUUACCGCCUUAGCCCUUUUGUGCAUCUACAGUUAUACUAUCGCCCUAUUUACCGAUCCUGGCCGAGUAACCUCAAGUUUCGUACCCGACGUCGAGGAUAAGCUCAAGGAAGGAGACUUGAAAUACUGCGAGAAAUGUUCCACCUUUAAACCUCCACGAACACAUCAUUGUCGCGUAUGUAAAAGAUGUGUAUUGCGAAUGGAUCACCAUUGCAUUUGGAUGAACAACUGCGUUGGCUAUGAAAACUACAAAACCUUCUUUGUCUUUGUUCUGUAUGCUGUGACAUCAUCUGUCUACUCCCUGGUUCUUCUCGUGGGUAGUAUAUUGCAUGAAAAAGAAAUCGAUGAUGAACAGAAGAAAGGUUCCUUCAGAACCAUAUAUGUCAUAUCUACACUUUUGCUUGUCCCACUGACCAUAACUCUGGGCACUUUGUUGGGUUGGCAUAUCUAUCUCAUCUUAAGAAACAAGACAACUAUAGAGUAUCAUGAAGCAGUGAGGGCCAUGUGGUUGGCAGAGAAACGAGGAGACGUGUAUUCGCAUCCAUACGAUCUCGGGUCAUUUGAGAAUUUGAAAUCAGUUCUCGGUUCGAAUAUCUUAUGCUGGGUAUGUCCAACUACAACCUCCCAUCUUGGUUCAGGCCUUAGAUUCCGAACUGCAUGAGAUCAAGUUUCAACGUUUAAGUAAGCGAGAGCUUAUUUGGUUUUGGUUUGCUUAGUUUUACCGAUAAAUUUUGUUCAUUAAUAGAGUAUCUUCAUCUUAUACUGAUGGUCAAAACCAAUUAGUUUCUAAAAAUUGUAUAUUUGGACUAGAUUGAUGAUAUGUACACAACCAAUUGUUGUAUCAUGUCCAUACAAGAUAAAUUUGCUAUUUUACUUGUUUUUAAAAUUUAAAUUAAUUUAAU
Molecule: messenger RNA, 1239 nt
Organism: Impatiens glandulifera
Lineage: Eukaryota; Viridiplantae; Streptophyta; Magnoliopsida; Ericales; Balsaminaceae
Product: probable protein S-acyltransferase 16
Exons: 7
Coding region: 198-998 (266 amino acids)
Molecular function (GO): palmitoyltransferase activity
Source: RefSeq, a predicted model, not a curated record